GCCUGACUGUGCCCUCCACACCACUCACUCCUGUCCUCUCACCUGACCCUCAGUUCCAGGUGACCAUCAGCCAUGAGGACCCUUGCUCUCCUCACUACUCUUCUCUUCUUGGCUCUCCAGACCCAGGCUCGGACCCUCCAAGAGACAGCUGACCAGGUUCCUUCCCAGGACGCCAGAAGCCAAGGACAGCCAGAAGCCAAGGACCAGGGUGAUCUUUGGGCUGAGGACCAGGACCAGGCUGGAGACGAUGACCAGGAUGUGGCCAUCUCCUUCACAGGAGAGGAACGCCUUGCUCGAGGUGCAGGUGAGACAUCAGCUAACCUGCAGUUUAGGUCUGUGACCCGAGAAUCCUUUCACCCUAACCUGGCAGGUAUUGUCUGCGGUAAGUGGAGAGUUCAUCUCUCAGAUCUCCAUGAGGCUGGCUGUGCCUCUCCUCUCUGUCUCUUCCCCACUGUGCCUGACCCUCCUCUUCCCUCCACAGAACCUGGGACAGGAACCUAUUGCUAUUGCACACUCAAAAAAUACUGCAAUUUCCCUGAAAAAAAAUCUGGGUCUUGCAAGUUGUAUAACCGUCGACGCAAGCUUUGCUGUCGCUAGGCUUUGUGACAGAGACCGGAAGCCCUUCGAGAUGCCACUGCAGACCUGAAGCAGUUUUCAGUCUUUGUACCUGUACCUUUUCUUCUUUCUCUCAUCAUAAUAAACUCCAAGCAAUAAACUCA
Pipistrellus kuhlii (Kuhl's pipistrelle) is the source of this 719-nucleotide messenger RNA. It is a transcript of the gene DEFA5, whose product is annotated as defensin alpha 5. Gene Ontology annotation, cellular component: extracellular matrix; extracellular region. The record is from RefSeq and is a predicted model, not a curated record. NCBI's taxonomy places the organism in Eukaryota, Metazoa, Chordata, Mammalia, Chiroptera, Vespertilionidae. Gene Ontology annotation, biological process: cellular response to lipopolysaccharide; disruption of plasma membrane integrity in another organism; antimicrobial humoral immune response mediated by antimicrobial peptide.